ACAUGGCGACGAAGUGUCAUUUAGGAUUUCCUUGCAAACAGUAAAAGGACUUGAAUCAAGAAUUAUAGCAAUGGCAUGCGAAGAUGCUGUCAUUGCGACAAAUGACGAUGCAGCCCAGUGUAAAAGAUUUGCCGUUGAGAAGGGAUACUGGACAGAUCCAUACAUAUCACAGAUUAUUCCGAAAGGAUUCAGCACUCAUGCUCCAGAAAUCAACAGGGGAUAUUUUGCUCGCGUCAGAUCAAUCCAGAUUUUAAUGGAAAAAUUCCUGAAAAGUACUCAGUGUAACUGCCAGAUCGUGAACCUGGGGGCGGGGUUCGACACGACGUACUGGAAGCUGAAGGAUGCAGCACUCUCACCAAAGAGUUUUGUGGAAGUUGACUUCCCCCCUGUUACCUCAAGAAAAUGUCAUUUCAUCAAAACAAAGAAAGCCCUUAUAGAAAAGAUAUCAUCUGAAGAUGAUGAGAUUAUGGUGAGCAAGACAGAGAUGCACGCAGCAGAUUAUCACAUAGUGGCAGCCAACCUGAAGAAUAUACCGGAGCUGGAGAAGAAGCUGGUGACAGAGUGUCACCUGGACAAGGACUUACCCACCCUGUUCCUGGCCGAGUGUGUCCUGGUGUACAUAGAGACGGAACGAUCUCAGCAACUUAUUCGCUGGAUCUCAGACACGUUCAAUACAGCAUUCUUCAUCAAUUAUGAGCAGGUGAACAUGAUGGACAGGUUUGGCCAGGUGAUGAUGGACAACCUGAAGACCCGAGACUGCUACCUCCAUGGUGUCUCAGCUUGUGCAAGUCUUGACACACAGAUGAAGAGGUUUACUUCCAAUGGAUGGACAAGUGCUGACUCCCUUGAGAUAUCCACUGUGUACAACUGUCUUCCGCAGGCCGAGAUACAGAGAAUCGAGCGUAUCGAGAUGAUGGACGAGAGGGAGCUGAUGCACCAGUUAUUCAGCCAUUACUGUCUCACCUGGGCCUACCGAGACCUGAAGGACGUGGGCCUUGCACAGAUCGGCCUCACCUGAACAACGCCACAAACUGUCUACAACCAACUCAGAGAAAACAACAAUCUCUGUAGAAUCUGAUCUUUUACUGUAACACGAUGCAUCUUGUGUGGAGAUCUCAGGUCACCUCCGUAGCAGGUUCCACAGGGUGAACUUUCUAACCAGCCAAUCAGAGGCUUCUAGAUUAUUGGUGUGAAACUGCAGCGUAUCUGGUUUGUGUAUCUCAAAAACAUUGUUCAUUGACCUGUGCCACUUGAAAAUGAAAUGUGGGUCAAGAUAUUGUUGGUGAUAUUUUUACACAUUGUAUCUGAGCACCAUGACUUCCAUACACAGAGCACCAUAAGAGAAUAUAUGUAUUCUGUGUUGGUUUUCUGUUGUUAAAAUCAAAACUUUAAAAUCAAGACGGGAAAGAAAUAAAGGGCAUUGUUUCCAAACCCUGACAUUUGACUGAGCCAUGAACACAGGUAUCAUUCAUUUAGAUUGGUCAGUCAAAGUUUGCUCAGUGUCCAUCUAAGGGGACCAUCUGUAGGGGUGAGAUAAAUGUUGAUACAGAGGUGUAUCCUGUCACAGUGAAAUAUCUGAUUCUUCUGGAAUUGAAAAAACAAAUAUGUGUUCACAACAAUACCAAACAUGUAACAAUAUUUAUUUUCAAAAUAUUUACAAUGUACAUGAUUACAUAAAAUCAUCUUACCUAGGCAAGGGAGUUAACUCCAAUAAUAGUCCAGUUCCUCCCUUGACACUAACCUGGAAUUAUGGGGUUAUAUUUUGGCUGGUGCAACAAGUCUGUGCAUAGUCCAGUCAAAAUCCUGUAAUGGAAUUGGCAUUUGGUGAUUGCUGUCGUGUUUUUUUUUAUUGCAAGAUUUUCUUAGCAUUUUUACCGUCAACUGUGCGUUGAUAGUUAUUUCCAGAUGCACUUCGACAAGGUAAACAUGUUUUAUUGCAGUCUUGAAAGGGUGUAGCCAUUUUUCUUGAAGCAAAUCCUAGCAUUAUGAGAGGUGAAAUCUGAUUGGUCAAUAAUAGAGCCAUAUAAGGGUCAUUAUUUGUACUAAGCACAAGCUACCUAUGGACUCAAAACUCCAGGCUAGUUUGGAAAGGAUAGAAAUUGGAUUUAAUGGGGAGUUAACUCCCUUGCAUUGAGAAGAUGACAUCAAACAGACAAUUUACAUUCAACACAAUUUCAGAGUAAUAAUUCCACUGUUGGUAAUACUUUGUAUAUCUUUUGAUAUAUGUGAGGAAAAAUUUGAACAAAUCAUAUCAGUUGUUGAAGGACAAUUUCUUGCCUGCCUUCCGAGCAUUAUGUUGAAACUGCCCUUAGGUUUCAGUUUAUGGCUUGUAUUUCAGUGUUGUGUGAAGUUGUUGACACAUUGCAGUGUGUGGAGUCACUUGACCUAUAGCAGUACAUUAUCAGGGGCUGGACCCUGCUCCAGGAAGGGAUCUUAGCGCUAAGUCUGUGUUACACAGUUUCAUUUCCUAUUUUUGGCACUACAGAUAUAGUAAAUAUGUGGGGCAGUGGGGGGAGAAAAGUGGUUAAAGCGUUUGCUUGUCACGCUGAAGCCCCUGGUUCGAUUCCCCACUUAGGUACGAUGUGUGAAGCCCUUCUCAUUUGGCAUAAAACCCAACUCACUCACUCAUUAAUAAAUAUUUGUCAGAUGGAGGCAAAUAAUACAGUCUUUCCACUAAGGUCACUUAAUGGAAUGGGGUCGGGGCAAAAUGGCAGCUUGUGGGAUUUUGUGUCAAUAGUUAGAUUAUAAACCAUUAAGUAUGAACCUGGAACCAAGUUAAUAGUUAUAUGCCAACUACAAUUAACACACAUGUAUCUGUACAGCAGGGAUCCAUUUUAAGAAUAAAACUUUUAUCUAAUUCCAGAUUUAUAUCAUUGAGAAUGAAAUUCUUUAUUCUGAAUGAGUCUUUAAGUUAUCAGAUCCAUUAGAAAUUCAUAAUAUUCAAUUUUCAAAAAGAGAAUUUCUAUGGAAUAUGAACUGUGACAGAUGCUACUAUAUUUGCCAUUUAAUUAGAUACAAAACUAAAAAAUACACUAAUUAUUUUUUCUCACUUGAACCAAACUAUUCUUUUGACAUGAACUUAUAGGCAUGCCUCCUCUAUGUAAGUGAAAAGAUAAUAUUAUUCAGAGCAGAUAAGUAUUCGGAAUAUUGAAUAUUUCCUGAAUAUUUUUUAUACAGAUAUAUAUUUCAACUCUUGGAAAAUAUGUAUAUGGUAAACUGAAUACUUCCAUCCAACACUGGUGAAGCUUGUCACUGAAGGUUUGUGUGUCUCAAAGUGUACUUGUGAAUACAAUGCAAACUUUCAGAAUUUCUUUAAAAGAGAUUAUUACAAAUGAUUCCAUGUUUAAAUCAUGUUUAGCAUGCUGUACUAGUCGCUCAAAAAUAAUAGCUUUGUCCAUAGAAUUCAUCCAGUGUAACUGCAUAGCCAAGCAGUUCAUGUGUUUGCCAGUCUCACCUAAGGUGUGUUCAAGUCCCAUCAUACUAUGUAGGUACCAAAUUCUGUUUGUACUAGCUGUGAUAUUGCUUGCGUAAUUGACAUAGACAUCAGUCUGUUUAUGUUUAUUGCUUUGUUUACGGAUCCACUGAUCCAGAAGAGCUGGAAUGUCAAAACAGCAACAAUAUUUCUUUUAAAGCUUUAAAUGUUUUUUUAUGACCACCAAGCAUGAUAAUCACAUUCAUGACUAAAUUUUACCAAUUGUUUUCCAGUCUGAAGGUUCCAUGACCCAUGAUUGUUGGAUGCAAUAUUAUGCAGGGUUCAAUGUGAAGAACUAAAUUCGACGCAUACCAUAUA
This is a messenger RNA of Haliotis rubra (blacklip abalone), 3790 nucleotides long. Its product is annotated as leucine carboxyl methyltransferase 1-like. Gene Ontology annotation, biological process: C-terminal protein methylation. Gene Ontology annotation, molecular function: protein C-terminal leucine carboxyl O-methyltransferase activity. The transcript is spliced from 6 exons. The record is from RefSeq and is a predicted model, not a curated record. Bases 71 to 1018 code for a protein of 315 amino acids. Gene Ontology annotation, cellular component: cytosol. Lineage: Eukaryota; Metazoa; Mollusca; Gastropoda; Lepetellida; Haliotidae.